AUGAGUGGCUAUUACCAAUCGCCUUUCCUUGAACAGGAUCUCCCCACUGCGUUCUCCACUCGACCCAUACCAUCGCCAUUUAACCCCUCCGCCAGUCGCCAAGAUAGCGCACUGGACGCGCCAGGUGCAGACGUGGAGCCUGCACAGAAAUCGAAGACUGUGUCUAAGAAGCGUCGACCAUCAGGCAAUAGUCAAUCAGAUGUGAGCUACCAUCACUACUUUUUCAAGCACGAUGCCGAUCAUUUUCUUCAUGUCCAUCUAAUCGAAGAAGCCUUGUUGUUUGAUCCGCUGUUGUACGCGGUUGUUGGUUUCGCCGCCUUUCAAUAUAGAGUGAAGCAUGGUCACGGAGAUAGCCUGGAAUUCUUAGAGUACUACAACAAAUCAGUGUCGACGCUCCGACAAUCUCUUGCGAGUGGUGAGCCCCACAAGGAUGGCACGAUGCUGACUGUUCUUCAAUUGGCUACAUUCGAGGAAUACAUGGGAGAUUUUGUUAGCCUUUUGAGUCAUCAGCAAGCAGCGUUCCGGAUGUUGCUGGAACUGUACAAUACCGAUUCGAUUCUUGAGAGUGAGCUGCGGCGAAAAGUCCUCGAAUGGUACCUCAAAUUCGACAUCACAAGCAGUAUCAUGUCUGGGAAUGAGACUGCAGCAAGCCGAGGCUGGUUCUCAUCAAUCGCGGAUUAUUAUCGUGGCCUGACUUCUCAAUGUCCCGAAAACAUCGACUAUAAAAUUGAGACUGCCAUUGGAGAUCAUCGACUGACCUGUGUCGACAUGACUACCAUGUUCGCUCGCUUCUCGAAAGGUGAGAUCACACCCGAAGAUUUCAAGAUCAAGUGCGAAUCAUUCAGCCAGGAGCUGAAUCGAUGGCGAGAUAAAUUGGACCCCGUGUUCUCUGAUGAUCGAUAUCGUAUGUGGAUCUUUAGCAACAGAUCUCGUGAGGAAAAUGACAUAGUUGAUCCAUUCAUGGCGGGUGGCUUGUACAAGGGUCCACUCGCAACGUUUAAUUUCAUGACCGCCGACUGGAUCGCGAUUUUAGCAAUGUUUAAGUACAAGAAAGCUCUGUUGUUGGGGGAGACCCUGCCCCCUGAGCUUCCCGAAUUAGCUUUGGAGCUCUGCAGAAUCUUUGAAGCAAUUGAGUACUCUCCUGAAUUGCCACCUGAAGCAGUCUUAAAGGCGCAGGGUAUUCUUGGAGUGGCAAGUUUGUUUCUCCCGAAGGACGAAAGACACACAAUGUGGUGCCGAAGGAAAUUAGCGAAGAUUGAAGCACUUGGGUAUGCAUCUUCAGAUUCCGAUUGCUUAUUCAUCCUUUACUCGGAAGAUAGAUUGCGUUGA
Messenger RNA from Bacidia gigantensis, 1329 nucleotides. RefSeq lists its product as uncharacterized. Gene Ontology annotation, biological process: positive regulation of transcription by RNA polymerase II. Lineage: Eukaryota; Fungi; Ascomycota; Lecanoromycetes; Lecanorales; Ramalinaceae. Gene Ontology annotation, cellular component: nucleus. The transcript is spliced from 3 exons. The record is from RefSeq and is a predicted model, not a curated record. Gene Ontology annotation, molecular function: transcription cis-regulatory region binding; DNA-binding transcription factor activity. Bases 1 to 1329 code for a protein of 442 amino acids.